This is a messenger RNA of Doryrhamphus excisus (bluestripe pipefish), 5095 nucleotides long. RefSeq names its product 14-3-3 protein epsilon. Lineage: Eukaryota; Metazoa; Chordata; Actinopteri; Syngnathiformes; Syngnathidae. The record is from RefSeq and is a predicted model, not a curated record.
GGUGGAGACGCGGCGUCAGGUUCCCGGAUGCGACGUCGACGCCAUAUUUACGCCAGCGCUGCCGGGGCGGCUUCUGUGGUGCUGUUGUUGCUGUAGACCCACCACCAGUGUGGCCGAUAGAGUCCCCUUUUCUCUCCGUCGCUGUCUCUCUCCCCCCCACUGCUAGCCGAGCACCAUGGCGGAACGAGAAGACUCAGUGUAUCAGGCUAAGCUCGCCGAACAAGCGGAGAGAUACGACGAAAUGGUGGAGUCGAUGAAGAAAGUAGCGAGUCUGGACUUGGAGCUGUCGGUGGAGGAGAGGAACCUCCUGUCGGUGGCGUACAAGAACGUGAUCGGCGCGCGGCGGGCCUCCUGGAGGAUAAUCAGCAGCCUGGAACAGAAGGAAGAAAGCAAAGCGGGCGAAGAAAAGCUGUCGCUGUAUCGAGAUUACCGAAAGCUGGUGGAGAAAGAGCUGAAAUCCAUUUGCAGCGACAUUCUGGAUGUACUGGACAAUCACCUCAUCACAUCCUCAACCACAGGAGAGUCCAAGGUUUUCUACUACAAAAUGAAGGGAGACUACCACAGGUACCUGGCGGAGUUCGCCACGGGCAACGACAGGAAGGAAGCGGCAGAGAACAGCCUGGUGGCGUACAAGGCCGCCAGCGACAUCGCUUUGAUCGAGCUUCCGCCCACACACCCCAUCCGCCUCGGACUGGCCCUUAACUUCUCUGUUUUCUACUACGAAAUCCUCAACUCGCCGGACCGCGCCUGCAGGUUGGCGAAGGAGGCGUUCGACAGUGCCAUCGCCGAACUGGACACCCUGAGCGAGGAGAGCUACAAGGACUCCACUCUCAUCAUGCAGCUGCUACGUGACAACUUGACACUUUGGACCUCAGACGUGCAAGGAGACUGUGACGACCAGAACACAGAUGCUCCGCCGCCGGAAGUGGAGGAGGAGGCCAAGUGAGACCCGAACGCCUCGUCGCAAUCUUUUCCCUCCUUUCUCUUCUCCCACUUUCCAUCCUUCGUCUUCUACUUUCCUCCUCUUCCUCCAUUUCUCCCCCCCCCCCCACCUCCUCGUAUGCACACACAUCCUACCACCCCUAAUCUCUUCAUUGUUGUUUUCCAAAGCUGUUUCUUUGCAAGAUUGUACCCUUUAAGGUCUUUUUGUUACAUUUUUAAAAGAUUUUUCUUUGACAAAUUCUGCUUCAUGUUGUUGCCAAGUCCGCUCGCCUGUUUCUGUAACACACACUGUCCUACGUUAGUGUGUGUCUUUGAACGCUGCGUUAUGUUACGUGGGGAAAAGGGAAGCGUCGAAGCUUUUUAGGAACAACUCAAGUGCCCUCUUUCGAAAUCCAACAGCUACUAUUGUUUUGUUUUAUUUUUUUGUUGGAAAACGACAAACAGCAGAAUGUCGCCGCUCUCUGACCUCCGCUCUUCCUGUCCGAACUGCUAAUUAAUGGCUAACGGUGGCAGAUAGCUAGCUAGCUAGUUAGUAAGGUUGUGUGUGUAUGCCUGGGGCGUGUGUGUGUGUGUGUGUGUGUGUGUGUGUGUGUGUGUGUGUGUGUGUGAGUGAGAGCGUGAGUGAUUUUGAUUGUUAAACAAUGCAGUUUUUGCAUGGGCACGAACAGUAAAAAAAAAAAAACAACAAAAAAACCCAACCCCAGUUUGGGAAAUGGAGUAUACUUAACCGCCCCUCCCUUUCCCGGUUUCCUCCUCAUCUUCUCUUUGCCGACUCGUCAUCUCCUCCUCUUCCUCCUCCUGGUUGGUGUGUGUUACGUGAAUCUGAUUUGUACUACUGGAUGUCACCGGAGCCACAAGUACCAUCUGUAUUCUUCUUACUGAAAACACAGCAUGGAAUUAACAUUAAAAACUUCAAACUGAAGCAAUAUGCGUGUGGUCACUAGGGGGCGGUGUUGCUAUGCCUUUGAAAGUCGACUUAAGUCGGGAUGUUUUCAGAUGACACUCCAAAUGAUUCAACAGUCCCCAUUGAAAGUGUUUCAGCAAUGGGGACCUAUUAUGGUCAGCUACUUAAAGAUGUUAUUGUUGGUUUUAUUAAGGAAAGGUUUCAAUCACUUUGAGUGUGUCUGUACAUCUCUGAAUCUAAGGGUGCGGCCCUUGCCGUUAGUGUGCAGUGGAACCCGUGUAUGUCCACUAAAAUAUUACUAAAUAUUACCACUUAAGUCAACAUACAAUGUACAAUUUUGUUUGCCCCUUUCCUGAUUUUUUUUGUGUUUUUCACACUUAAAUAUUUCAGAUCAUCAAACAAAUAUAAAUAUUAGUCAAUAACAUGACUGAACACAAUUCGGUUUUUAACAAAACUGCCUUGUAUGAAAAAGCGAUUGCCCCCCUUCCAUUAAAACAAAACAAAACAUAACUGAGAUUAAUUGGUCUGGGUGGGCAGCCAGGUUAGUUUGCUGUUGGUUUUGGGAUGCUCGUCGGUCAAAGUGGAGCCUGCGGCGUCACUUUAGUAUCAAAAGUAAGAGGGAGUAAAUUGUAUAAAAUUGAGCGGACAAACAGAAGUGGUAAAAAUAAUAUUGGAGUAAAAUUAUGAUUGUGGUCACAUAAAAAUAAAAAGUGAGUGCACAACAAUGCUCACUAAUGCUUCCGUACAAUCAAUACACUUUUGAACAGAUGAUUUCAAUUAGCCAAGGUUACUAUUUUGUGUCUAAAUGCUUAUUGUGAAAAAAAAACAAAGUUUUGCAUUUGUUACCUGUUUAAGAUUGUGUGCCUCGUUGGUGGGGGUUUCCAUGUGACCCCAAACCCAAAACUGGUUUGGUGUUAAAAACUUCCUCUGCGUGUAUUGGCCGGUUGUCCAACUGUUAAAGAGUCGUUUCAGGUCGUCCGUGAAGACGCCUGGGAGCAAAACGUGGGGACCGUCGGAGAUGUUGUCUUCUCCCAGCUCAUGUAGAACUUUGUAGUACACUUGAGUCACAGCCAUCCACACGUUUCUCCACAAACACUCCAUUGGGACAUUUGGUAGGAUGGCAACACUUGACUCCUCUGCUUUUCUGACGUGACGCUGCCUCGUCAUGUAUGUUGCACUGUAAACAUGCUGCACACUUCCCACGUUUCAACUCUGCUUUUACUCUAUUAACAGAAAGCCAAGGUGUCCAAUGAAGAAACAAUAUGACGCUAUUACCGUAAUGACCAAAUGCCGUGUCCCAGGGAAAGCAUCUUUCAAGACAAGUAUGUAUGCUUUCAUUUUAGAGAAAAUGACUCAACUCAAAAAUACAUUCAUGUAUAUAUAUAUUUAUAUAUAUAUAUUAAUUUCUCAAAAAGCAUCAUAUCUCUCAGGGUUAAUAUAUUUUUAAUCUGUGUUCCUUACAUGAUCAUUCAUAUUGUAGACUAGACUUUUCCUUGUACUAUUUUGACUUUAUUCCGGCCUGUUUUUUUCUUCUUUUUUUUUCCAAACUCUUUCACCAUAUACACGUUUUUCUUGUAAUAUUUUGACUUUAUUGCUAUAUUCUAAUUUUGCAAAAAUUACAAAUAGAUUUUUGUAAUCUUAUGGCUUUUAAGAAUCUUUAUGCUACUAAAACAAUAUUAUAUUUAACCUGCGACUUUUGAGAAUCCAACUUUUCUCGCUAAUAUUUUUACUUUAUUCUCGUAAAGCUGUUUUUUCAAUUUUGGCAGUUUUUUUUUCCCCAACUAUUCUUUCUCAUUGUAUAUUUGUUUUUAGACAUUAUGACUUCAUACCCAUAAAUGUUUGACUGUUGCCGUAUUAUAACUUUUCCCCAACUUCCCCAAUUUUAUAAAAAAAAUUACACAUACAUUUUUUUUCUUAUAUUACGACUUUUAAAAUGCUAUUAAAAUGACCUGAUUUUUCCUCUUAACAUUAGUGUUAUUUUAUCUUUUCAGAAUACAACUUUUUCUCAGUAUUUUUACGUUAUUCUAGUAAAAUUACUAGUAAAAUUACAGACAUUAUGGCUUCAACCUCUUUAAAUUUUUUGUUGUAAUAUUAUGAAUUUGUUCCCAUAAUUCAUGACUUUAUCCUCAUAUUUUUAUAUUUGUUUUAUAUUUAAUAUUUUUCACAAUAAAAAAUAAAACAAUUACACAUUUAGUGUCUUAUAUUACAACUUAAAAAGUAACUUUUCUUUAAUAUUUCAGCUUUGUUACUAAAUUGACAUAUUUGUCGUCACAAUAUUUUUUCCUGUAGUUUAGCAAGUUUUUUUCUUGUAAAAUAUCAACUUUUUUUAUUGUUAGAAUAUGACUUUUUUUCCCUCUUAUGUUGACUUUAUUCUUGUAAAAUUACACCAGCAUUUCCCAUUUGGACUUUGCCUAGCUAUUUCAACUUGUACAUUUUUCCUCAUAAUAUUUGGACUAUUUACAUAUUAUAUUUAAGGAUGUCCGAUAAUUAUGGGUACCGAUAAUUAUCGGCCCGAUAUCAGUAUACAAAUGUGAUAUUGGUUAUCGGUAUCAGAAAUUGAGAAUUGAAUGUUAUUGGCAUAUCGGUUUUCAGCAAAAAGGCCAAUAUUGGACAUCCCUAAUUGUAACUUUUAACAACAUUUUCCCUUAUACUAAAUUAAUCCUGCAAAAAAAGAAAAAAAUCUUGUUAGAUUGCACCUUUUUGUCUGAAUAUUGACUUUAUUCUUUGUGGGUUUUUAAGUUAAGUUUUUUUGUUAAAUUGUAUUUUUAUAAUGCAAUAAAACAGCUGCACUUUGGACACCCCCCAGCAAGCAUAUAUUGACAUGUUUUUAGCAUCUUAUAAUAUAGGAAAUCCAAUACCGUAUACUGUAUCAAAGUGUCCAGAGGAAAUAACCUUUGAACCGUAUUGUUUACCUCUGAGUAGACAAUAUUGGCCUCAAAAGUCCAGGAAUGACACAAAACGGUCAACUUGAAAUGAUUUUUUACUUUAAAAAAACAACCUCAAAAUAAAAAUGUACAAUUUAAAACCCUUAGACGCUGUGGUACUUUUAGAAUUUUGAAGAUGGACAGGAGAAAAAAAAGGCCAUCACCACCAUCACCGCUCUUAAAAACUGUGACGUCCUCUUGCACGUUUUUUUUUUCAAAUUCCGGGACAUUCGGAGUGUAGCGAUGAUGGCGUGUCCACAGUGUUCCCGCGUAAGGACAGUAGAGUCAGUCGUUGGACACGCACACAAAUACGUACAGAAAUAUU